Messenger RNA from Dipodomys ordii (Ord's kangaroo rat), 720 nucleotides. Its product is annotated as mast cell protease 4-like. Lineage: Eukaryota; Metazoa; Chordata; Mammalia; Rodentia; Heteromyidae. The transcript has 5 exons. Gene Ontology annotation, biological process: proteolysis. The record is from RefSeq and is a predicted model, not a curated record. Bases 1 to 720 code for a protein of 239 amino acids. Gene Ontology annotation, cellular component: intracellular membrane-bounded organelle; cytoplasm. Gene Ontology annotation, molecular function: serine-type endopeptidase activity.
AUGGUCAUUCUCUUGACUCCUGAUGCUGGAGCUGAGGAGAUUAUCGGUGGUGCUGAGUCCAAGCCACACUCUCGCCCCUAUAUGGCCUUUCUGGAAAUCACCACCGACACAGGUGAUACUUUCAGCUGUGGUGGGUUUCUCGUAAGCCGACAAUUUGUGAUGACAGCUGCUCAUUGUAAAGGAAGGAAAAUUACUGUCAUUCUGGGAGCUCAUGAUGUGACAAAACAGGAAUCCACACAGCAGAAGCUGGAAGUCUCAGAACAAAUUGUUCACCCAAAGUACAGCUUACUUACCCAUCUCCAUGACCUCAUGUUACUAAAGCUAAAAAGGAGAGCCACGCUGACCCAUGCUGUGAAUGUAGUUCCUCUGCCAACUCAAUCUGCCUUUAUCCCACCGGGGAGAUUAUGCCAGGCAGCCGGCUGGGGAAGAACAGGAAUAACAGAGCCAUUGUCAGAUACCCUGAGAGAAGUGAAACUGAGAAUCAUGGACAGAAGGGAGUGCAACCACUUUGGGCAUUAUAAAAACAUGUACCAACUCUGUGUGGGCAAUCCCAACAACAGACGAUCUGCAUACAAGGGAGAUUCUGGGGGACCCCUACUGUGUUCUGGGGUGGCCCACGGUAUUGUUUCUUAUGGACGUUGGACGGCAGAGCCUCCUGCAGUCUUCACACGCAUCACCUCAUAUAUGCCCUGGAUUGAUAAAGUCAUAAAGGGCAAAUAG